GCCGGGUCGGGGCGUUUCGGCUUCCGCCGCGCGUUCCCCCUGUAGCCCAGCCCGGAGCCUGGACCCCGAGCCUCGCGCAGCCCCGGGCGCGAUGGACCCCGCGCUGGCGGCGCAGACGAGCGAGGCGGUGGCGGAGAAGAUGCUGCGGUACCGGCGAGACGCGUCGGGCUGGAAGACAUGCCGGGAAGGCGACGGAGUUACAGUUUCCUGGAGGCCAUCCGUGCAGUUCCCAGGGAACUUGUACCGCGGGGACGGCGUGGUGGACGCGGCCCCGCGGGACGUGUGGGCCUUUGUGAAGCCGCUGCCGGGGAGCCUGCGGGAGACGUGGGACGAGAACGUGAGCAGCUUUGAAGUCAUCGAGAGCAUCACCGACAACCUGUGCGUCACCAGGACCGCCACGCCCUCAGCCGCCAUGAAGCUCAUCUCUCCGAGGGACUUCGUGGACCUGGCGCUGGCCACGGAGCUGGAGGACGGGACCCUCAUCUCCAGCGCUGCCAACGUGGAGCACCCGCUGUGCCCCCCAAGGCCGGGCUACGUGAGGGGACGGAACCACCCCUGUGGCUGCUUCUGCGAACCUGUGCCAGGGCCAGGGCCAGGCUGUGAGAUGACCCUGGGCUCGUGGUGUUUGAGAUCAGGCAGUGAGGCUCCUCCAGCUCUGUUCUUCUUUCUCAAGAUCGCUGUGGCUCUUCGGGCCCUUUUGUGGUUCCUAUAAAUUUUUUUUGGAGUAUUUGUUCCAAUUCGGUGAAAUAUGCUGUUGGUUAUCUUGAUAGGAACCGUGUUGAAUCUGUAGAUUGCUUUGGAUCGUGUGGACGUUUUAAUGAUGCUAAUUCUUCCCAUCCAUGAACAUGGUAUGCACUUCCCAUCCAUGAACAUGGUAUGCACUUCCCAUCCAUGAACAUGGUAUACACUUCCAACCCAUGAACAUGGUAUACAGUUCCCACCCAUGAACAUGGUAUACACUUCCCAUCCAUGAACAUGGUAUGCACUUCCAACCCAUGAACAUGGUAUACAGUUCCCAUCCAUGAACAUGGUAGGCACUUCCCACCCAUGAACAUGGUAUGCACUUCCCACCCAUGAACAUGGUAUGCACUUUCCAUCCAUGAACAUGGUAUGCACUUCCCAUCCAUGAACAUGGUAUGCACUUCCCAUCCAUGAACAUGGUAUGCACUUCCCAUCCAUGAACAUGGUAUGCACUUCCAUUUAUUUGUAUCUUCUUCAAUAUCUCACAGUUUCCCGAGUCCAGGUCUUUACCUCUCUGGUUAAGUUUAUUAGCAGGUAUUUUAUUCUUUUUGAUGCUGGUGUAAAUGUGACUGUUUUCUUCGUUGGUUAUUGGUGCGUAAAAAAAACAUUAUACUCGUAAAUUUUUUUCAGGGCUUUAGAGUUUUUUGUCCAUGUAGAUCAAGCAUGUCAAACUUGCAGCCAGCGGGCCGCACCCACGAGUUUGACAUGCUUGAUGUAGAUUAUAACCAUCAGUAUUUACUGUGUUUGGAGGUAAAAAUGGGAAAUUUUUAGAAUGUUUUAAAGUAACAAAUUACAUAUUAACAAAUGUUUUUAUGAAAAAUCACAAUAUUUUUCCAAACAACCACCAAAAACAGUGAAAGGAGUGGUAGUGUUUCACAUUUGCCUGUCUCUGCAAUGCCGGGCAUCAGGGAAGCCCAUGUCUGCUCCUGCGCCCGGGGUGUUGUGAUGCCAACUGCCCAUCCUGUGGCCUGGAGCACACGCUACCCUCGUGGGUGAAUGAGAGUGAAAAUGGUUUUGACCUUCAGAUGCCCUUGAAAGGGUGUCAGGAGCCCCCAGGUCCCCCAGACAGAGUGCGUGCCCUGUGUCCAGAGCAGGGGGUGAAGGACCUUCUGGCUGGGGGUGGGCCGCUCCGUGUGGCCACUGGUGUGACCCUAGCCUAGAACCUGCCCCGACCGCAGCGCCCCCUGCGCACAGCAGGUCCAGGGCCCAGGGCGGUGCCAUCGCCGUCCGGCCACGCCAGGGCGGCUCCCUGCCUGCCCCACCUGCGGGCGCCUCAGCGGACGCCUCACCCAGCUGUGCUGUCGCC
Molecule: messenger RNA, 2047 nt
Organism: Myotis daubentonii (Daubenton's bat)
Lineage: Eukaryota; Metazoa; Chordata; Mammalia; Chiroptera; Vespertilionidae
Gene: STARD5
Product: StAR related lipid transfer domain containing 5
Biological process (GO): cholesterol import
Molecular function (GO): cholesterol binding; cholesterol transfer activity
Source: RefSeq, a predicted model, not a curated record